UCUCCAGCUGCUGAGCAGAGCAGAGAGCAGAGCAGAGCAGGUCGGACGCACAGAAAUCGUUCCUCGAGCUUCUCUCUCUUCUACGUGAAUGAACGGUUUCAGAAGCAGUCUCAGUAACAUGUACGGACAGCAGUGCUGCUCAUCGUCACGGGGAGUUUCAUUACCAUCAUCAUUAGUAUUAUGGGCUGUUUUCUUUUUGCCGCUGCUCAAACCUGGGACAGCUGGUAUACCAGGCUUGUCCAUGUACCCCAUCAGUCAGCUGUGUAAGUUCUGUGACCGACAGAGUUCCUCCUGCAACGGCACAGGGAGCUGCAUGUCUGACUGCGACAUUACGUCCGUCUGUUAUUCGCAUCAAGAUGUCUGUGUCGCUAUAUGGAUUAAGAAUGGGACCGGCUUCACCGUGGAGACCCUUUGCCACAACCCGUCCAUGUCGCUGUACGGCAUCAUGCUGGACGACUACAACAGCUCCAGCUGUGUGAUGAAGGAGAAGAACUCCACCAGGGGGAUGGUGCACAUCUGCUCCUGCACAGAAGAAGAGUGUAAUGACAAACUGCUGUUCGUUCCCACAGCAAAAGAUCAAGCCCUCGUCUCUAUAAUUCUGGUGAGCCUGCUUCCCCUCAUUGUGAUGGGAGUCUUGGUUGCCGUGGUGAUCCACUGGCACUGCGUCAAUCGGCGCCGCCAGCUUGGCAAGAAGUGGGAGAGCAACGUUAAAAUGCAUAAGCCAAAAGCCGGCGGGCUGGACUGUAGAGACACCUGCGCCUUCAUGGUGGAUGACGACGGCUCUGACAGCAGCUCCAUGCACGCCAACAACCUGAAUCACAACACCGAACCCCUGCCUAUAGAGCUGGAUCUGCUGGUGGGUAAGGGCCGCUUUGCUCAGGUGUACAAGGCGAAGCUGAAGCAGAGCAGCUCGGCUCAGUUUGAAACCGUGGCUGUGAAGAUCUUCCCCUAUGAGGAGUACGCAUCCUGGAAGAACGAGAAGGACAUCUUUUUCAACACGGACCUCAGACACGAGAACGUCCUCCACUUCCUGACAGCGGAGGAGAGGAAGGCAGAGAAACAGUACUGGCUCAUCACAGCUUUCCACCCCAUUGGGAACCUCCAGGAGUAUCUGACGCGCCACGUGAUCAGCUGGGAGGAACUGCAGGCGUUGAGCAGCUCUCUGGCCCGCGGAGUCGCCCACCUUCACAGCGACCAGCUCGCAAGUGGACGGCCCAAGGUGCCCAUAGUUCACAGAGACCUGAAGAGCUCCAACGUGCUGGUGAAGAACGACCUGACCUGCUGCAUAUGUGACUUUGGCCUGGCACUCUGUCUGGACAGCAGCCUGUCAGUGGAUGAUCUCGCCAACAGUGGCCAGGUGGGUACGGCACGCUACAUGGCCCCUGAGGUCCUGGAGGCCCGACUCAAUCUGGAGAACAUUGAGUCCUUCAAGCAGACCGACAUUUACUCCAUGGCUCUGGUCAUGUGGGAAAUGACGUCAAGAUGCAAAACCAUAGGAGAGGUGAAGGACUAUGAGCCAGCGUUCGGCUCCAAGGUGCGACAGAACCCCUAUGUGGAGAGCAUGAAGGACAGCGACAGACCCGACAUCCCCGACAGCUGGCUCCGGCAUCAGGGCAUUUUGGCUGUCUGCACCACGAUCAAGGAAUGCUGGGACCACGACCCAGAGGCCCGUCUCACGGCCCACUGCGUGGCCACACGCCUCGCUGAGAUCGAGGAGGAGCUGGACAAGCUGUCAAGCCGCAGCUCCUCGGCUGAGAAGAUCCGAUAUGAGGUGCACAUCCCCGUCACCAUGGAGAUCCCAGAGGAGGAGGUGAAGAUCUCCGAAAUCCAGAACAUCAUAGCUGCGGACUGCUCUGUGAGCGACAAGAAGUGAGGCGGGGAUCUGCGGGCUCCUUCAGGGACCUUCCAGUUGGUCCGGGUUAACACGGCGGACGAUGAUGACGGUGGUGGUGAUGAAGAACUGAGCUCUGGCGGGACCCCGACCACAGCUGGAGUCUGAGACACCGUGUUGCGUUCAGCUUUGACUCAGCCCUGGUGAACAUUAGGGCUUUCAUGGCUUCUAGAAUGUUACAACAUGUUGAAAAGCUGCAGAUCCAAAAAAUAAAAUAAAAUAAAAAUAAUAAAUAACAAGAAUGCCAAUUUCUUAGGAGAAUGCAGAGCCUGACAGGCUUUUCUCUGCAUGAUAAAUAGGCCAGUUUGGAUUGAACCAAUCAGGUUUUACAUGCAUUUCGUCAUGACCUCCUUCUGUAUUACAGAUAAUAGUCAUUUUCAAUCAUUUCUGUAUAUAUUUUUUUCACUAAUGUGCCUUAAAGUAAAUUUUUCUGUGUGUACUUUGAAUACCAGAGAAGUGACCUUACCACUGUUCAGUGUCCGUACCAGCAGGUUGGUUAAUCAGGAGAACAGGUCAGUAUAUUUGUGUCUUUCUGUUUGAAUGUACUUUUUAGUGUUUAUACUUACUUACAUGUUGUUGUUUUUUUUUCUAAACAAUAAAAAGCCCACUGUGCAUAGGAGACAGUAAAUAUACAUAAAUAGCAACAAAAAGGAAAAGUCAUUUUAUUUUUUUUUUAUUUAUUUAUUUUUUUUGCAACUUUUCAGGAUGCAUGUCUUAAAAUAGUGUAUGUCUUCAUAAACAUGCAUUGUCAAAGAACUUUUACCCUGUAAGUCACAUGCAAGAUAUUAUAAAUCAUGUAUGAAUUAAAUAUAUUUACAUAUA
Messenger RNA from Poecilia reticulata (guppy), 2713 nucleotides. It is a transcript of the gene tgfbr2b, whose product is annotated as transforming growth factor beta receptor 2b. Gene Ontology annotation, biological process: heart development; cell surface receptor protein serine/threonine kinase signaling pathway; protein phosphorylation. Gene Ontology annotation, molecular function: ATP binding; metal ion binding; transforming growth factor beta receptor activity, type II. NCBI's taxonomy places the organism in Eukaryota, Metazoa, Chordata, Actinopteri, Cyprinodontiformes, Poeciliidae. Gene Ontology annotation, cellular component: signaling receptor complex; plasma membrane. The record is from RefSeq and is a predicted model, not a curated record.